Messenger RNA from Malurus melanocephalus (red-backed fairy wren), 3279 nucleotides. RefSeq names its product solute carrier family 15 member 1 (gene SLC15A1). The coding region runs from base 74 to 2212 and encodes 712 amino acids. Gene Ontology annotation, biological process: transmembrane transport; oligopeptide transport. NCBI's taxonomy places the organism in Eukaryota, Metazoa, Chordata, Aves, Passeriformes, Maluridae. The transcript has 23 exons. The record is from RefSeq and is a predicted model, not a curated record. Gene Ontology annotation, cellular component: membrane. Gene Ontology annotation, molecular function: dipeptide transmembrane transporter activity.
CCUUCCUCCUGUCUUUCCCUCCUUUCCUCCUGUCUUUCAGCCCCGAGCGCUCCGGCGGGACCGCGCCGGCGACAUGGGUGCAAAAACUGAUGGCAAGAAGUCACUUGCCUCCAGAUGCUCUGCCUUCCCUGUGAGCGUCUUCUUCAUCAUCAUCAAUGAGUUCUGCGAGCGGUUCUCCUACUAUGGCAUGAAAGCUGUGCUCACUUUGUAUUUAAUAUAUUUCCUACGCUGGGAUGAAAAUGUUGCCACUGUCGUCUACCACUCCUUUGCUGCUUUGUGUUACUUGACUCCACUCCUUGGGGCAAUCAUUGCGGACUCCUGGCUGGGAAAAUUUAAGACCAUUCUCUACCUGUCCAUAGUCUAUACAGCUGGGCAGGCAAUCUUGUCUGUGGGCUCYGUAAGUGAGCUGACGGAUCACAACCGGGAUGGCCUUCCUGAUAAUUCAGCACUGCACAUUGCUCUGUCCAUGGUUGGCUUGGUCCUUAUUGCCAUUGGUACUGGUGGGAUCAAACCUUGUGUGUCAGCAUUUGGUGGAGAUCAGUUUGAAGAUGAUCAGGAAGAGCAGAGAAGUACCUUCUUCUCUCUCUUUUAUGUGGCCAUUAAUUCUGGAAGUUUCCUAUCUACUAUAAUCACCCCAAAUCUCAGAGCUUCGGAGUGUGGCAUUCAUGCAAAACAGCGAUGUUACCCACUAGCUUUUGGCGUUCCUGCUAUCCUCAUGGCUGUUGCCUUGGUUGUGUUCAUAAUCGGAAGCAAAAUGUACAAGAAAGUUAAACCGCAAGGAAAUGUAUUGCUUCAAGUUUGCAAAUGCGUUGGAUUUGCCAUCAAAAACAGGUUUCGGCAUCGCAGCAAGGAGUUUCCUAAGAGAGAGCACUGGCUGGACUGGGCAAGUGAGAAGUAUGAUAAACGACUGAUUGCUCAGACUAAGAUGGUGCUGAAGGUGCUUUUCCUUUACAUCCCUCUCCCCAUGUUCUGGGCGCUUUUUGACCAGCAGGGGUCAAGAUGGACAUUGCAAGCCACAGCAAUGAAUGGGGAUUUUGGUAUUUCAAUUCUACCAGACCAAAUGCAGAUUGUGAAUCCAGUCCUGAUUAUUAUAAUGGUCCCAGUUGUAGAUUAUGUGGUAUAUCCUUUAGUCAAGAAAUGCAAGAUCAAUUUUACGCCCCUGAAGAAGAUGACUGUGGGGAUGUUCUUUGCCUCUAUGGCUUUUGUUGCUGCUGCCCUUGUGCAAGUGCAAAUAGAUAAAACCUAUCCAGUUUUCCCUGCAGCUGGGCAAGCUCAAAUCAGAGUAAUAAAUCUAGGUCUUGUUCAAGGAGAAGUUCACUUCCAGCCUCAACUUCACACUGUGGAGCUACUCCGUAAUGAGGAGACUGGCUACAUGACAUUUGAAACUUCUAAGCUGRAAUCUAUAGACAUAAUUUCUCCACUGGCAGAAACAUCUCUGCCUUUGAAUCUGACAGCGAAGGAACGUUACACUUUGAUAUUUGAAUGGAAAGUAUCAUACAUAGAGACUCAYCUGAUAUUGGACAAUGUUACAUCAAAACCAAAAGAAGGAAACAAUCUCGUAAGGUUCAUAAACAAUUUAGGUUAUACUGUCAAUGUUACUAUGGAUGGCAUGGACUUUGGAGUACUGCCUCAUCUUUCUGUCAGUAAUUACAGCAUCGUUACAGCAACAAAAGUGCCAUAUAUCAUUCAGGCUUCACAGACUGGGUCUGUAUCCUUUUGUACAGGUCUUUCAAAGAAAUUUGGAUUUGGCAGUGCCUACACCAUUUCACUUGAUAAGUGUAACUCCACACUUGACACAGUAUACUUUGAAGAUGUUGCACCAAAUACAGUCCAUAUGGCUUGGCAGAUCCCUCAGUAUUUUCUUCUUACAUGUGGAGAAGUAAUGUUCUCUGUCACUGGGGUAGAGUUUUCAUAUUCACAGGCCCCCUCUAAUAUGAAGUCAGUGCUGCAGGCAGGAUGGCUGCUGACUGUGGCUAUUGGUAAYAUAAUCGUCCUGAUCGUGGCUGGGGCAUCCCAACUCAGCAAGCAGUGGGCAGAAUAUGUGCUGUUUGCUUCCUUGCUGUUGGUAGUUUGCGUCAUUUUUGCUAUCAUGGCUUAUUUUUAUACCUAUAUUGAUCCAAAUGAGAUUGAAGCCCAAUUCAGUACGGAAGAAAAGGAAGAAGACAAGAAGGAUCAAGAUGACGAUGAAAAGGAAGAUGAUUCUCGAAUGUAAAAGCUGUAUUCAAGGAGAGUUUAUAAAUUAUGGAAAUCCCAUUCACUCUCCCUGCAGUAAGAGGAACUGGGCUAUCACUAAUAACACCUCUGGACUAUACAUUUKGUGGGAGACAGUAAGAAAAACUGUUUUAACUUGAAGUGCUUCUCUAGGGAAGCAAUAGGAAAAUAAUGGUCUCUCUUGUACUGAAUGUGGUAUCCUGAAGAAACUCCAGCAGAAUUUGCACUCUUAAUGUACCUCAAUCUUAAAUAUUAUACCAUUAGAAUAUUGRAAUUAGAACUAUUGGAACUUGGAACUAUUUGACCCUGUGAAAAGAUGUAUUUUUAUAUUGCAUUUCAAUUUUAUAYCAUGAAAGAAACAAGACUUGUCAAGGAACAGCAAUUGAAGCCAAGUUCUCGGCAUGAUCUCUCUAGCAUCACUGUUACUUGAAAGCAGCAGGUCAUAUGUGCCUUAAAUUCUUUUGUACCUCCUUCCAGAUGCUGGGAACAAAGCUCUGGCAGUGAUCAGAUUAACAUGUUGUCUGUAUUCCAAGUGGCAGUAACUUGGACGUGCACUGUAAUGUAAUGCUUUAUCUGCCUGUUAACUACCCAUUUAACCCCUGUUAUGUCUUUAAUUAAUAUUAGAAAUGCCCACUCAGGUGAACUGAUCACGGAAAUGACCUUUGGAAUAAGCAAGAGCAAUAAAACUUGUGUUAUAACAAAAUAAGGAGAGUGUCUUAAGAGUAUGGCUUAYAGCUGCAUGGUAACAAAACUUGCUACCAGCUCUUUGCCACUUUUAUCUACAUGCUCCAUCACUUAAAGCUAAUGGAUUACUGUUGGUCUUCUUUGUAUUAAUAUAUCAUAACAAUUCUAUGCUAGAAGAGACUAAAUUUUGCUGCCUAACAGGACCUGCUGCUGUAUUCCUGUGGUCYGUUUUACAGAGUGCCAGUAGUCUGCAUGUUGUUUUGGUAAUUCUUGUUUUUUAAGGUCUCCAUCCUACACUUUUUCCWGCAGCUUGGACUCACUGGCCCUCCAGUAACCUGGCCAGACUUUCAGCUGCUUUGAUACCUGUCUUCCAAUACUCUUGCA